Molecule: messenger RNA, 582 nt
Organism: Parascedosporium putredinis
Lineage: Eukaryota; Fungi; Ascomycota; Sordariomycetes; Microascales; Microascaceae
Source: the annotation of a GenBank genome assembly
AUGAUAAGCGCCGGUCAGAGUACGAUGUACAGCCAAUCACGCAAGAUUACUCCAUUCACUUGGCUUCCCCUUCUUACACUCCUUCCUACUACAAUCAUAAACAUAGCAACGCCGCUGUGCAGCUAUUUGAGCGCCGACGACGAUGUCGAGCAAGAUGUCGGCUACAACCAGGAGACCAUUAGGAUGAUGGUUGGCGAUGAUGGCUGGCGCUCCCCCGCCUACUCCGACUCCCACCACCACCCGGGUCUGACCAUCCAGACGACGGACAAGCACGGCCGGUCGAGCGUCUUCAUUAUCAACAAGGAUGGCCAGCCCAUGCUCGCGAACCCCAUGUCUCCUCCCCACUCUCCCGACAACGUUCCCCAGAUCCGCAUCACCUUCCCCGACGAGCAGGAUGAUGCCGGCAUGACGAGGGGCGGCCGUGUCGUCGUCGUCCGCAUGGGCGAGACCAGCGUCGGCCUCGAGCCCGUCAGGGAAGAGCAGCUUCCCGUGUACGAGAAGGAGAACAACUCCCAGUUCUACUCGAUCGACAUGGACAAGAUUGGCGGUCUCAAGGAGAAGGACCGCACUCAGUUUCACUAA